AAAGAACAGGCAAGUAAGGCACGUAAAAAUCUAUCAAUUUGCGUUAAAUUCGUGAGGUAUUUGUGGUUAAAAACUUGUAUUCAUCAAUUCGGUUUUGGACCCAUUGAUCACUUAUGGAGAAAAGAAAGUAUGCGGCAUUUUGCCGCUUGUGCUUGGUGGAAACCAAAAACAAGGUGGUAAUUUUCCCACAAGGACGCUCCGCUGAAAGCAGAGCCGAAAGAUUAUUGAAACUGGUUGAGAUAAAGAUUGACUUUGCAACGGAGCCAGGAGCCAUUCUAUGUUUCGAAUGUCUUGCCAUUUUGGAGGAAUUUCGGAAGUUUAAAGAACAGUGCCAUGAAAAUGAUAGGCAUAUGCAAAAAUUACAUUGUAAAUCGGAUAUUUCCACAACGGAAUCCGUUUAUUCGCAUAAUAAGCAAGCGAAAGAUUCGUAUCGUAAUUCAGAAAGUAUCACAACAGAUUCGGUUAUUACGCCUAGUAAAGAUAUGAAAGAUUUGCAUCGGAGAUCGAAUGGUUCCACAACAAAAUCCGUUUCUAAGCAAAAUAUGCAAACAAGUGAUUCACAUCGUAAAUCGAAUAGUUUCACAACAGAAUCGGUUUCUACGUAUAACAGGCAAAUGAAAGAUUCGCAUCGUCAAUCGGAUAGUUCCACAGCAGAGUCGGUUUCGGCGCAUAAUAAGGAUAUGAAUGAUUCGCUUCGUAAAUCGGAUAGUUCCGCAACAGAAUUGAUUCCUACACAUAAUAAGGAGAUGAAAGAGUUGCAUCGUAAAUCCAAUAGUGCCGUAAUAGAAUCGGUUUCUACGCAAAACUCGAACAGUGGCAAAAUAAUUAAAAAUAAGGAAAGUAUAAAUAAAGACCUAUCGCUCAGCGGAAGCUUGUUUAAAAGGAUAAAAGCAGUCAAAGUAAUGUCGGGCAAGAAGAAAGAUUCCCCCAAGCCUUCCAAAAAGCCGAAAGAGCUUGUUGAUCCGUUAAAUGAAGAAGCUUGGGUUUGUACUAAAAACAGAGAAGAAAGUGAAUCUUGGAAGAUACCGGCCGGAGCAUGCAGAGGCAUGUCCCUAGACGAAAUGUUGGUACUGGCCGAUUCUUAUCCUGACUUUUUCCACUUCGAAAAAGGCCAACGUUCAGUCUACUAUACACUGGUCUUCUAUGGCGAACGCUACAAUUCGGCCUUAUUCACUCGUCAUCACACCUACUGGCAAUGCUAUCAUCGACGGAAAUACAAUUGCAAAGCUACGGUAUGUGCUACAAAUGAUUACAGACAUUUUGAGCGGCGGCAUAGUCACACCCACGGGGACUUGCCGGAAAAAACCGGUACUGUUCGUGCACCGCUUGAGGUACUUCCGGAAAUAUUCAAGGUCUGUAGGAAUUUCAUUGAACGGAGGGAAAAAGUUUGCAACCAAGUUAAAACGAAAACCUCGAAGGUAAAGAAAAAGAAACAAAAAUCGACUGAUGCUGCCAACAAAGAUAUUGAAGCAACUGACAAGGAUGGUUAUCUACAAGAAGAGGUUAUACCUGAUGAUAAUUGUCCCGUUCUGGCUGAGUCAUAUCCCGAUUUCUUUCACUUUGAAAAAGGCUUCCGUUCAAUCAACUACACCCUCGUAUUCUAUGGGGACCGAUAUAAUUUCCCGAAGUACGGUGUUAAAUACACAUACUGGCAUUGUAUCCAUCGCGAUAAACAUCACUGCUCGGCGACAGUGUGCACAACGAACGACUACACGAUGUUUGAACGCAGAGGAAGUCAUUCCCAUGCAAAACUACCAGAAACCGAAGGUAUCGUUUACACGCCACUGGAAGCUCUACCGAUAAUAUUCAAAACGAGUAGAAUGCAAUCCGCCUUGAAACAAGAAGCAGAUAAAAAACGGCGCCGCAGAAAACAGUCAGAAACAUCUGAGGAAAGUGAUUCAACCGAUGCCUUCGCUACGGAUUCGGAUGACGAAAAUGUUCCACUUUCCAAACAGCUAAAAAUGUCUUCGUGCUUGGACAGUAGUAUGGAGGACACAAACGAGAACGCAGCUGGUAAACAAUGCAAUUCUGUUGUAGGGGAAAUAGUAUCUGACAAUUCCCGAACUGAAGAAAAACAAGCUUCCGAAAAAGUGGAAAAACAAAAAACUACGUCAAUUGCUCGCGCGAAAAGGCUAAAUCGAGCUGACGAUGUUGUGUUGGCCGACUCAUAUCCCGAUUUUUUCUACUUUGAGAAAGGUCCUCGCUCUGCUAAUUAUACUCUGGUAUUCAACGGCGAACGGUACAACUCAGCUCGGUUUUCUGUUAACUACACCUAUUGGCAAUGCAUGCACCGGCAAAACAAGCACUGCCAAGCGAUAGUUUGCGUCGCAAACGAUUACUCUUCGUUUGAGCGGAGAAACAGCCAUUCUCAUGGCAAGUUGCCUGAGAAGGAAGGCACCCGCUUUACACCGCUGGAAGCAUUGCCGAAAAUAUUCGAAAUCGCCAGAAAUGGUGUGCAGAGACGAACCUAUGAGAGCAAGAAACUUCGAGGAAAUCGGUCAGUUUUAGACGAAAGCUUAACAAGCGACUCGCUAACAGAUGAAUCUGGUGAGGAUGAUUAAACUGCACGACCGCGUGCCUACCGAAGAACCUGAUUAGUAUGAACCCUGAGAACAAAUGUACAGUUUUAUUUAUUACUAAAUCCCAGAGCAAAGCUGACAGCAAAAAAUGGUUUAACAAUAAGGAUAAUUAUAAGUGUUAACGGUAAUUGUAAGAGCCAGCGAACCCUGAUUGCCCACUAUUCUGUAUUAUCAUUAAAUAAAACGCAAUCAAUCGUUUUAAAGAAUUAACAGUAACACGGUAGAACACAAAUUUGUGAAACAUUCGCAUUAUUGGAGAUUUUCGGACGUAGUAAACCAGUAAAUGAUGACCAGUUUAGCUUCCAAUUUUAGACAAAAGGACUAAAGAAAGACUAAGUUAUUCGGAAAUGGAUUGACAAAAAAAUCUUUACACGAAAAUAAAACGGUGC
Molecule: messenger RNA, 2968 nt
Organism: Sabethes cyaneus
Lineage: Eukaryota; Metazoa; Arthropoda; Insecta; Diptera; Culicidae
Exons: 6
Coding region: 114-2561 (815 amino acids)
Cellular component (GO): nucleus
Molecular function (GO): zinc ion binding
Source: RefSeq, a predicted model, not a curated record